This is a messenger RNA of Desarmillaria tabescens, 1551 nucleotides long. RefSeq lists its product as uncharacterized. The transcript has 2 exons. Gene Ontology annotation, cellular component: cytoplasm. NCBI's taxonomy places the organism in Eukaryota, Fungi, Basidiomycota, Agaricomycetes, Agaricales, Physalacriaceae. Bases 73 to 1371 code for a protein of 432 amino acids. The record is from RefSeq and is a predicted model, not a curated record.
GUGGUCCGUCGGGCCGAUGGAGUAAUGGCCCCUUAAUAACGCUGAGUUCCAGUGCCUUCUACCUUCGCCGUCAUGUCAUCGCACAAUCCAUUUCGAGAUCCUGCACGCUUGCAGCCGUCGUCGUCGCCACCUCCGUCGCCACCACCGAAAUCUGAGCCCAGUCGUUCACAUCCUGAACCUUCUAGUCCUUCCGCUGCAUCCACUUCAUCACCUGCUACAAGCGCAGUAAACCCAAAUAACUCGAGCGCUAGUCCGUCUUCCCAACCAAGCGAAGAGCUGCGGUCAGACCCCACAGGCCUUACAGAGGAGUUACCGCCUGCGUAUACACCGGGACCGAAUGUUUAUCAGGGAGAAAGCACGGUGGAGUUUGGUCCAGCAAGACCGUUUCAGCAACCACCACGUCCACAUCCACCACCGCAGCCGCAGCCUGAGCCUGUCCUCCUGCAACCGACUUCUGCAGGCUGGUCGACCUCGAGCUCGCACAAUCAUCAUACUGGCCGGCCACCUUCGCUACUGCAACAGUUAACUGGUCAGUUAGUAUCACAGCUGACCGGUGCUGGUAACAAUGGCAGCUAUUCUCGUCCCGGUUGGUCGGGAUAUCCUGGACAACAAACAUACAAUAGUAGCCUCUCUACUCCAUCACUUCCGCCUCGACCGUCAUCUGCUGGCGGCAGAUUCGCGCCUCCACCCGGUCCUCCACCCAAUAAUGAUGUCCCACCUCUACCUCCACGACGCAGCCCCGUUUCUGCAGGCGGAUAUGAGCCUCCUUCAGGUCCACCACCUCGCUCGGGUCCAUCGUCACCUCACUCUGGUCCUCCGUCUGCCGGCUCGCAGAACGGCCGUCCAACGACUACGCCGGUUCCAGGCCAUCCUCUUCUAAAUAAUAACCGUCUCCUCGUGUAUCCAACUGGAUACCAUUGUGAUAAAUGUAGAAAUACUGGAUACAAACAUAAUGAUCCUUCGCAUCCGUGUCGGAAGUGCUGGGCCAGGUAUUCCAAGCCCUUCUCUGGGGCGCUCAUGUAUACGGAUUUUUCACCGGAAUCUAGGACGACUGGAAAUUUCCAGCGCCCGCUUCCUUCGUACCAUAGCCCCCAGUCGGCAUCCAGCUCUCGUCCUCCACCUCCCAAUCCGGGAUACCAACCUUCAUAUAUUACGCCGCACCAUGGGUUCCGACCUCCACCGCCGAGACCGCUAAUUACGCCGAUGAAUGGGCUAGGUCGGGCCCCUCGAGGCGCUAUUGUGUAUCCCACGGGUGAUCCUCGAAUAGGCGGGAGACUGUGUUGGCGGUGUGAAGGAAGUGGGCUGAUUUCGUUUCUGUUUCUAGAGGAUAAUUGUCCGGUCUGUGGGGGGGUUGGAAGGAUAUUCAAUUAAGUCUGCUUUGAAGUAUUGACGUUGUAGCAUUAUUUGGAUACUGUAGCUAGUCUCAUCAUUUGCGAUGCCAUUAAUUACUGUGCUGUUAACUUUUGUCGCAUUGGUUUGCCCAUCCGCAGUUUGUACAAUGCAUAAAAUUAGACCCAUCGCUUCUCACCCGUAUUCCUCGCAAUUUCAGGU